This is a messenger RNA of Stegostoma tigrinum, 1721 nucleotides long. Its product is annotated as G-protein coupled receptor 35-like. The record is from RefSeq and is a predicted model, not a curated record. Gene Ontology annotation, cellular component: membrane. Gene Ontology annotation, molecular function: G protein-coupled receptor activity. Gene Ontology annotation, biological process: phospholipase C-activating G protein-coupled receptor signaling pathway; positive regulation of Rho protein signal transduction. NCBI's taxonomy places the organism in Eukaryota, Metazoa, Chordata, Chondrichthyes, Orectolobiformes, Stegostomatidae. The transcript has 4 exons. Bases 584 to 1528 code for a protein of 314 amino acids.
CUGAAAUUGAUGACAUUUCUUCAUUUGAGACGUGGUGGUGAAUUGGGCAUUUCUAUGCAACAAUCAGCAACUAUAGAAGGAUUAUAAUCUAUUUCAAUAAAUCUUGCUGCUGACUGAGACAGACAUCAGCUUCUUUUCCAAAGAUCCAGAAGCUCCCUUGUUCACGCCGACAAGCUGUUCAGUUACCUGGGAACGAACUGUAUAGUUGCAAGCAAGCAGAAGGCCUUUGUAGUUGUCUUUUUUUUGCUGCAGAAACAUUGAUAAAGCAGUGUUUUGUGAACUCAAGUGCUUCAUAGGAAUUUCAUCCAAGUUGGAAACCGAUACAGAAUUUGAAGGAAGAUCUGAUAUUUUGUUUCAUCUUCAGUAAUUGGGGAGGUAGUGUGAGGCCUGAGGUGCGGGGAACGCAAGAGAUGCGGUCAAGGGCAUUUUCAACCACUGAAGAGGGGACGUUGCUGUCCUGGAAACAAGAGGAAAUCUGGAUGUUCGGGAGAGGAUUGCCUCAUCUUGGGAGCAGAUGUGGUGGAGGCAGAGGAAUUGGGGACAGGGGAUUGCAUUCUUGCAGGAAGCAGAAUAGCAUGCAAAAAUGAACUGCAGCUGUGAGGUGCAUGAACGUGUCAAACAUUUUCAGCUGGUGCUCUACAUUCCUGCUUUCAUCAUUGGAUUGAUACUCAAUGUAUUGGCCUUGCAAACAGUCUGCUGGAAAUUUAAAAAAUGGACAGAAACAACAAUUUAUAUGACAAACUUAGCUGUUUCUGAUGUUAUGGUGCUUUUCACUUUACCUUUCCAUAUUUACGCUUAUCAACACAUUUAUGUUAAUAAGACUUUAUGUACAGUAGUUGUAAUUCUGCACGGAAUUAAUUUUUGCAUGAGUAUAUUUAUUAUAACUUUCAUAAUCAUAGACAGGUACAUUGCAAUAAAAUACCCAUUUAAAGCAACAGUGUUGAGAUCACCAACGAAAGCAGUAGUGGUAUCUGCUGUGAUCUGGAUUUUUACAAUUGUGUGGACCAUUAGUUUUACACUUACUUUUCAUUUUCCACCCAAUGAAGCCAAUGGUACAGACUUAGUUAUGGCCUGCAUUGCAAAACCUUUAACCAUAAACUCUUCUGUUGUUCCAAAUUUAACACUACAUUUAGUUAUUCCACUGAUCAUUGUGGCUGUUUGCUCAUUUGGAAUUAUCAAAGCCCUUCAGCAAAGGAACAUGUCAAAUCCAGGAGGUUUUAACACAAAAAAAACAAUGCGAAUCAUUGUUGCAAAUGCUGUUGUCUUUAUUGUUUGCUUUCUGCCUUUCAACAUCAUAAUUUUUGUUCAAAUUAUAAUGAACUACAUGCAAAUGGAUUGCGCCACACUGAGUCAGGUGUGCCCUUUCUAUCAAGUGACAAACUGUAUAGCUAAUAUCAACUGCUGCCUUGAUGGAUUUUGUUUUUAUUUUGUCACCAUUGAAGCAUCUGAAUAUUACCAAAAUCAAGAUCAUCAGCAAAAGGACUCUGGUCAGAACAUCACAUUUCUCUCACUGUGGAGGUCUGACUAGUGGAAGAACUGUUUACUCAGGGUUUAAUUCCUGAUCUAUAUUGCAUGGUCCAAGGAGACAUAGGCUAACUGAUAUAGUUAUAAUCUGCUGUUAAUGCUUACAUCUGAUUAUGAAAAUUCGAAAACUACAGACACUUUUCCAACAAACAUUCCUUCCCAGCUUUACGUGCUUUUAUUUACACAAAACCACAGUC